Maylandia zebra (zebra mbuna) is the source of this 2604-nucleotide messenger RNA. The record is from RefSeq and is a predicted model, not a curated record. Lineage: Eukaryota; Metazoa; Chordata; Actinopteri; Cichliformes; Cichlidae.
AUGGCUUCACGUUUCACUCUGCUGGUUUUGUGCUGUUUCUUUACACUGCGCUGCAGUGAGAGUUUGCCUGAAUGGGUCAACAACAUUUCUACCAACCUCUUCAGUUUGUCUGGGGACAUUAUGCUCGGAGGGCUCUUUCCCAUUAACGAUGUCACCAGCAGCCUCAGUGACAUAACAGAGCCAAACCAGAUAAGCUGUGAAAGUUUAAAUGAUCUUGGACUGGGACUUGCUAUAGCCAUGAAAUACGCAGUGGAUGAAAUCAACGGAAACCAGACUCUCCUCCCUGGCAUCAAGUUAGGUUAUGAAAUCUAUGACACAUGCACACAAGCAUCAGUCAUUAUAAAGCCCACUCUGUCUUUUCUCACUGCAAAAUUCAACCAAGAACUACCUGUGCAGUGUAAUUACACCGACUAUGAGACGAGCGUAGUUGCAGUGAUUGGUCCUUAUGUCUCAGAAAUGGUGUCAGUCAUUGGAAAACUCCUGGGAUUCUUUUUGAUGCCACAGAUUAGCUAUGGAGCCACCAGUGACAAAUUCAGUGAUGAUGUUUCCUACCCGUCAUUCUUUCGUACGGUGCCCAGUGACAAAUGGCAAGUGGAUGUCAUAAUAAAGCUAAUAGAGAAAUUUGGCUGGAACUGGGUGGCAAUUGUGGGCAGUGACGAGGAGUACGGACAACAAGGUGUGCAGAUGUUCACCAAAUUUGCAGACAACGCAUCUAUCUGUGUGGCCUAUCAGGGUCUGAUUCCAGUGUACACUGACCCUGUGCCAAUGGUCAAAACCAUUAUAGGCAAUAUAAAAGAGACUAAAGUUGGAGUGGUGGUGGUGUUCACUCUUCCAGAGCAAAGUGAAAUCUUUUUUAAAGAGGUUAUCAGGAGUAAUUUAACAGCUGUUUGGAUUGCCAGCACAAGUUGGACCAUCGAUGCUCAAGUGACUUCUCUACCCAACAUUGAAACAAUUGGAACAGUCGUCGGAUUCCUUGACAAAAUAGGCACGCUCAGCUUGUUCAGUGAUUAUGCAAUGGAGCUCUUCAAGAAACUCAGUGCAGAGCGGGCAAAGACAUCCACUCCAACUACAAAUCUUAAUCAUCCAAACAAUCGCUGCCCACAAUGCUGGAAAUUGUCACUAGACAACAUUAGCAUAGUGGAAGCACCUGCAGUGCAGACGUCAGCUUUCAGUGUGUAUGCUGCUGUUUACAGUGUAGCACAGGCACUGCAUAACCUGCUGGAGUGCAAUUCAACUGCCUGUAAGUGGGGAUCUGGAAGCAAAAUCUAUCCCUGGAAGCUGUUGGAGACUUUAAGGAACACUUCUCUUAACAUAAAUGGCACACGUAUAGAGUUUGACGAUAAUGGCAACCCAAACAUGGGUUACAAUGUCAUUCAGUGGGACUGGAAACACCCAUCGAAAGUGAAUUUUAAAACUGUGGGAAAUUAUACCGAAGAGAAACUGUUCCUGAAUGAGGCCCUCUUUAAUUGGUCAGCUAACAAGGUUCCUACAUCAAACUGUUCAGCAAAAUGUGACACGGGUCAGGUCCACAGAGUCAAAGGCUUCCAUUCCUGCUGUUUUGACUGCAUUGACUGUCUUGCUGGCACUUACCAGGCAAAAAAUGACGACACCCAGUGUACUAAGUGUCCCAACCGUCAGUGGUCCCAGCAUCGCAGCACAAACUGCACUGACCCCAUCUUUAAGUUUUUUGAGUGGCACAGCCAGGAUGCUGUGAUAAUGAUGCUGGUUGGUACGCUGCUGCUGGUAUGUCUGGGUGCAGUGGGUGUCAUGUUCCUGAUGCACCGUGGAACCCCACUGGUAACGGCCUCGGGGGGUCCCUUGAGUUUUGUGGCUGUGCUUGGCCUGAUGGGAGCAUGUCUCAGUCUGCUGUCUUUCCUGGGGGCGCCAGGGGAUGUGGUGUGUCGUCUUCAGCUGCCCUUCACCUCCUUUUUCCAGACGCUCACCCUCUCCAUUAUAGUUCCAUCUCACUACAGACUAAUGGUAACCUUUCUUUUCGAACAGAUACUCUAUGUGACAGAGUUCCCAGAGAUGGCUGCCUCUCACCUGCAUUUGUUAAGAGGCCCUGUGAGCUGGCUGUUUGUGCUGAUCUGCUGCGCUGUGCAGGCUGGUCUCUGUGGCUGGUUUGUUCAAGAAGGACCUUCAUUGUCUGGAUAUGUGGCAAAUAUGACAAUAGACUUUGUAGAAUCAUUCCUCUCGUGUCCUGUUUCACCUUUGAUUGGAUUUGCCUUAAUGCAGGGUUUCAAUGGUGUAAUGGCCCUUGCAUCGUUCAUGUGCAGCUUCAUGGCAGUGAAGCCUCUUCAUCAGUAUAAUCUAGCCAGAGACAUCACCUUUUCCACCCUGAUCUACUGUGUCAUUUGGGUGAUCUUUAUUCCAAUCUACACAGAAAACAACAGAGAUAAUAACAAGAACAGGUCAGUUGUCCAUGUUUAUUUCAGCCUGGCAAGCAACUUUGGACUGUUGGCAGCCUACUACUUUCCAAAAUGCUACUUGCUGUUAAGGAAACCUCAUUUAAACACACCAAAGUACUUCUGUACCUUCUUGGAGGGCGUCCCACCAACUCAAGCAGAAGAAGAGCAACAGCCAAAAGCACAGGAAGGACAAUAG